Hipposideros armiger (great roundleaf bat) is the source of this 1895-nucleotide messenger RNA. RefSeq names its product carboxylesterase 5A (gene CES5A). Lineage: Eukaryota; Metazoa; Chordata; Mammalia; Chiroptera; Hipposideridae. The transcript is spliced from 13 exons. The record is from RefSeq and is a predicted model, not a curated record. The coding region runs from base 54 to 1895 and encodes 613 amino acids.
GAAAAAAGAAGCUAAGGGAACGGGACCUAGUUUGAUCGUUUCCGGCAGUUCCCAUGUUCCAGUUUCCUGGGAAGCCCUUUCUCGUCCCUGACUGGAGCUCCCUGAGGCCAGCAGCAGCCGUGGAUUCCAGGGCGUUCAGGCAGUCCGGCCAGAUGACUGGGGAGUGGGUGCGCCCAGGCCAGACCCUGAUCUGGGCUGUUUGGAUCCUUGCAGUGGCCACCAAGGGGCCAGCUGCAGAUGCACCAGUGAGGAACACCAGGCUGGGAUGGGUCCGCGGGAAGCAAGCCACUGUCCUGGGAAGCGCCAUGCCUGUGAACGUGUUUCUCGGGGUCCCCUAUGCUGCACCUCCUCUAGGACCCCUGCGAUUUGCCAACCCGAAGCCUGCGUUGCCCUGGAAUGACGUCCGAGACGCCACAUCCUACCCUAAAUGGUGCCUCCAGGACACAGACUGGGUGCUUACAGAUCAACAUAUUCUCAAGGUGCAUUACCCCCAAUUCGAAGUGUCAGAAGACUGCCUGUACCUUAACAUCUAUGCGCCGGCCCACGCGGACACUGGCUCCAAGCUCCCCGUCAUGGUGUGGAUUCCUGGGGGUGCCUUCCAGACUGGCUCAGCCUCCGUCUUUGAUGGGUCUGCCCUGGCUGCCUACGAGGAUGUGCUGGUUGUGACAACCCAGUACCGGCUAGGAAUACUUGGCUUCUUCAACACAGGGGACCAGUACGCUCCUGGGAACUGGGCGUUCAUGGACCAGCUGGCCGCCCUAACCUGGGUCCAGGAGAACAUCGAGUCCUUUGGCGGGGACCCACGCUCUGUGACCAUCUUCGGCGAGUCAGCGGGCGCCAUCAGUGUAUCCAGCAUUGUUCUGUCCCCCUUGGCCAACGGCUUAUUCCAGAAAGCCAUCAUGGAGAGUGGGGUGACCAUCAUUCCAUUCUUGAAGGCCCCUGAUGAAGAGAGAAAUGAGGAUUUGCAGGUGAUUGCGAACAUCUGUGGUUGCAGUGCAGCGGACUCGGUGGCCCUGCUGCAGUGCCUGAGGGCAAAGUCUUCCCAAGAACUGCUGAGCAUCAACCAGAAAACCAAGUCUUUUACUCAAGUGGUUGAUGGUUUUUUCCUUCCUGAUGAGCCUCUAGCACUACUGACUCAAAAGGCAUUUAAUCCAAUUCCUUCUCUCAUCGGAGUCAAUAACGACGAGUGUGGCUACGUGCUGCCCUUGAAGGAGAUUCCUCAGGUCCUCGGGGGCACCAACAAGUCUCUCGCCCUGCACUUGAUACACACGAUCCUGCACAUCCCCACCCAGUAUUUACACCUCCUGGCUGAUACGUACUUCCGCAACAAGCACUCGCACUUUGAGAUACGAAAUCGUUUUCUGGACUUGCUUGGAGACGUGUUCUUUGUGGUCCCUGGGUUGGUCACAGCUCGAUAUCACCGAGAUGCUGGCGCACCUGUUUACUUCUACGAGUUUCAGCACCGGCCCCGGUGCUUCAAUGACACGAAGCCAGCUUUCGUCAAAGCCGAUCACUCGGAUGAAGUUCGCUUUGUCUUUGGUGGUGCCUUCCUCAAGGGCGACAUUGUCAUGUUCGGUAAGGGACUGGCCUCGGGCCGCUGCUCUUCCAACCCGGCCGGGUGUUUGGGGAUGGAAGCCUCACCCCUGUUUCUGCUCACUCCCAGGGACCCUAAUGAGGAAGGCCUGCUUUUGUGGCCGGCCUACAAUCAGACGGAGCAGUACCUGCAGCUGGACUUGAACCUCAGUGUAGGACAGAGGUUGAAAGAGCAGGAGGUGGAAUUUUGGACGAAGACCAACCCCCUGAUAACGUCCACUUCCGGAGUGCUCCACUCUCCUCUUUCCCUCUUAACCUUGCUUUCUCUGCUCCUGCCUUUCUUUUUCUCUUUUGCUCCUUGA